Penaeus chinensis is the source of this 2395-nucleotide messenger RNA. RefSeq names its product glutamic acid-rich protein-like. The record is from RefSeq and is a predicted model, not a curated record. Bases 134 to 1960 code for a protein of 608 amino acids. Lineage: Eukaryota; Metazoa; Arthropoda; Malacostraca; Decapoda; Penaeidae. The transcript is spliced from 7 exons.
GUAGAGGCGAGCAAGGAGGAAGGGAAAUAACCCGCAGUUUGUCGGUACUCGGUGCUGGCUCGUAUGAAGGAAUAAAGGACUUCCUGAGAGUUGACCACUUCGCCGACCUCCGUUACCAAGGAGCAGUGCGCUCAUGAUGUUGGCGCGGGCGGUGUGGGCGUGGAGCCUGGUGGGCGUGGUAGCGCUGGUGGGCUCGGCGUCUGCAAAUUGGCAGCCAUGCAAGGUCCAGUGUGACGCCAACUUUGUUAAGAAUGACUUAGCACAGUCCGCCUUGGCAAGCGUGUGCGAGCGAGGGUGUGACCUCUUCACGCUCUCCCUCAUCUCGACGCUCCAACGCUCCCCUGUUAUGCACCUGAGCUCCCUCAUCACCCCUCGAAGGCUUCCCCUCACCCCCCACACGGCGCCCCACGACCUAGAGGUCAGGGUGGAGAAGAAGGAGAAGCUGGAGAAGGAGAAAGUGGAGAAGAAGGAGAAAGUGGAGAAGAAGGAGAAAGUGGAGAAGAAUGAGAUCGUGGGAAGUGAAGAGGUCAAGCAAGCAGUGACAGAGAAGAAGAAGGAGCUGUCAAAAAAGCUGGUGGAGAAGAGGAAGAAGGAGGAGAAGGCGGCCGAGAAGAAGGACGAGGUGGUGGAGCGAGAGGAGGUGGAGGAGGCCCACAAGGCUGGCGGGACCACCAAGGUCGCCCUUGCAUCCCGCGUGCUGCACUUGCACCUCAAGAACCGCCAGACGACCACGCAGCCCGCCGACCACCCGGUUCAAGACCACCCCGCCCGCGCCGCCCACCAGGCCACCACGACCACCACCCUAGCCCCUCCUGAGGCUAACCCUGAGGCCAUGGCUGCCUCCUCCACCAAGAAAACCCCCUCCUCCCCCUCCUCCUCUCCAGCUCCCUCGUCGCCGUCCUCCUCCUCCAGCGAGACACCGAAGGCCAAGAGCCACAGCGGCGGAGACGGCUUCGCCAUGUGGAUGAAGUGCCUCAUGCACCAGGAAGCCAAAGCCGAGGUCGAACACAAGGCCAAGCUCGAGGCCAAGCACGACGUCAAGAAACUGAUCGCCAAGGAGCACAAGCACCGCGACGGCAAGGUGGAAGAGGAGCGACUCGAACAAGCCAAGCACUCUUGCAGACACGCCUGCGUGACGGCCUACAACGUGAUGAACGAGCAAGAGGCCUGCGUGGUGGGCUGCCACCUGCAGGCGACCACGGCGGCGCUGAAGCCCUCCAGGACGGCUUCGCAGGACGCCCCCUCCAAGAACCCCCUCGCAAUGUUCCAGAGGAUGGUCAUCAACCUGGCAGGCCACGUGGGCAGGCUCAUGCGCUUCACUUGGGCGUGGACCUCCCGAGGGCAGCAGGAGUGGCAGCAGCAGGAGAAGGUCGAAGUGCAAGCAAGCAAGGAGCCUGAAAAGGACUUCACUUACAUAUCCAAGGUCUCAGGACCAGUUGUUAUCAGUUUACAAGACAACGUGGACUACACCCGCACCUCUGCCUUCCGGCUCGUGUUCAUGCCAGACCAAGAGCCGCGUCGCCACCACCAGCAGAAGGCGCAGCAGCAAUUACAUCAGCAGCUGAAGCAGUCCCUAGAAGCUGUUUUGCAGUCCCGCCAGCAGAACCAGGAGGAACAGCACCAACAGCAGCAGCACCAACUCCAGCAGCAACAGCAGCAACAACAGCAGCAGCAGCAGCAGCUCGACUUGUUGGAGUGCAUUUCGAGGAAGUCCGGUCUGCCUCGCUGGUUCAUCGCCGUCACCAUCUUCACGUCCGCGCUCGUGAUCCUGUGGCUCUGCUUCACCCUCACCGCGCCCCCCGAUGACAUCAAGGUUGUUAAGACGAAGCCUCCGGAUUUCAGCGUAGACGAAAAUGACGACGGUUUCGACGACUUCGAUGACGACCUCAACAUCUCGGAGAAGAAGAAACUGCUCGCCCACGCCGAUGACGUCAUCAAAAUCCGGAUCGAAAAUGUGUAGAUGAAUGGGGAGAGAUGUGUGUGACUUCCGUGGACAUGUGUGAGGAAUUACUGAUGGAAAUGGCGAGGGAUAAAGAUGUAAUGAAUGGAGGCAAAGGAAAACGAGGGAAAGAAAACGCUGGCGCAAAGCAAUAAGGACUUUUUUGGAAUAAUCGUAUCAUACGCACAGGGUCAAAAAACAGACGUGAAAUUACAAAAAAAAAAAAUUAUAUAUAUAUCGUCAAGCAGAAAAAUAAAUACAGAACUAGGUCAAAAUAGACAUGUUACAACUGAAAUAUUUUAUUAGGAAAGAAAUUACGUUAUCACAACCUUAUAACCAGUUCGAGGGGAAAAACGCGAAAUUUAAUCUUAUUACAACACACUAAAAUUCCUAUCGACUAUAAACAUAUAAAUAAAUCAAAGAUGAAGAAACAAAAAUGGGAAAAAGAAUAUUACA